Molecule: messenger RNA, 2385 nt
Organism: Sparassis crispa
Lineage: Eukaryota; Fungi; Basidiomycota; Agaricomycetes; Polyporales; Sparassidaceae
Exons: 5
Coding region: 1-2385 (794 amino acids)
Source: RefSeq, a predicted model, not a curated record
AUGCCUCGCCGAGCACCAGUGCGCCAUACACAGUCCAGAAUAUCGGGCUCUACUACUUCUUAUUCCGCAGUGGCCACCCCGUUGGCGAAGGCGAAAACUCAGUGGCAAGAAGCGGAUACUGACACGGACAUUGACAGGCGCUAUCGCCAAUAUGCCCAGUCUGCGAAACGCAUUAUGAUUGGCCCAAUGCCUGUUGAUGCAUUCUUAAACUUCCUUCCCGAGACGGAUAUGUCUAUGAUGCCGCCUCCCGCACAAGCUUUCAGUAACGUGCCGGAUGGCACUGAAUAUAGGCAUCAGAUUAUUGAACCACUGACUGCUGCUCUCAACGGUGCCGGAAUGGGCCCCGCUCGGUCUGAGAGGUGUCCGGGAUUUAUAUUCAAGGACACGUCCACUUUUGGCAAGAAUCGCGGGGAGAUAGGAUCAAUGGUUCCCCAUAUUUCGUGUCUUUCCGAACAAGUCGUUGGCUUGGUGCAGCAGAGAUUCGCGGUGGCCAGUUACGCCGACCUCUACAUUGAAGUCCAACCACAAUCCGAACUUGACGCCUUCACAGAUCCAGCUCGCGACGCGGACCGCUCCUCCCAUAGUUUCUUUCUGAACAUUGACGAGAAACGAACGCGACAACGGGCCGAGCGGUCUCUGGGAAGGAACAUUGCGUGCGCGACUGAGGUGUGCGCUCGUCAGCAUCGCAGCUUCUACUUUUCGCUCGCAUUGUCCGGAUCGCGCGCCAGACUUAUUCGUUGGGACCGUGCUGGAGCGAUCAUCUCAGAAUCAAUUGACCUGCACUGUGACGCGGAGCCUAUCUGCGAGUUCCUAUGGCGAUAUGCCCACGCCUCGCAGUCGCAGCGUGGAUAUGAUACCACAGUCCAGCCUGCGACCAAGGUGGAGGAAAAGCUCUUCAAAGAGUCGAUCACACGCAUGGUCAGGUUCCAGCUGAACCUUAGCAGCCGGACAUCACUGGCUGCAGCAGUGAAGGAGCACUACCAGCAGGGAAUUGUGGCUGCAGUCACCGUGGUUGACGAUAGCUCUGUGGAGCAUCGACUACUGGUAUCUCGACCAGUCAACUCGCCUGUGUCAAUGACGGGUCAAGGAACAAGGGGGUACUGGGCUGUGAAUGCAGACAGCGGGCAAGUAGUAUUCCUCAAGGACACAUGGCGCUGGAAUGGCAAACGUCAGAUGGAGGGCGAGAUUCUGGCAGACCUACAUGCCGCUGGGGUACACAACAUCCCGCGGUUGAUCUGUCAUGGAGACGUCAAAGAGGCACGAACUCGCACCCAUGAGAUAGAUCAAGUAGAGGGGCCGGAGAAUUCCAAUUUCGAAGCCGGUCAAACCCUUCAGCGUACGCAAACGGAUCGAUUCUGUCAGGCCCGCUGGGUAGGCGAAAACCUGGCUUCAUUUCACCCUCGCGUGCACUAUCGAUUAGUUUUGGGGACUGUUGGAUAUGGGCUGGAGCGGUUUAGAGGAGCACAGGAACUUCUUCACGCCACAUACGAUGUGUAUCGAGCUAUGAUAGGUGUUUCCAGCAUCGAAGACCCCGCAAAGCGUAGAUUGCACUGCGACAUUAGUCUUGGCAACAUCAUCUUAUCGAGGGAUCCCGAUUCAACAGGCGUUGUACGGUCCGGGUAUCUAAUCGAUUGGGAAAUUUCCUCCUUAGUGACAAGCGAGGGCACGGCUCGCGAUUGCGCACCGGGUACCUUCCAAUUUAUGUCACAGCGCUUGUUAAGGCAGACUCCUGCUGCUCAUGCGAUCCAGGACGACAUGGAAUCUCUCCUCUAUGUCGUGCUGUACUGCAGCUUACUAUGGCUGGAUCACAAUCAAUCUCUGCUGAACCUGACAAGUCUAGUGGGCGCCAUCUUCGGCAGAUACAGAACCUUCGAUCACGCUGAAGAAUUCCGAAGUAGCGGGAGCAGACUUUCAAAUCAAUAUUAUCGGAUUUACACUUCAGAAGUCCGCUUCUCGAACGCAGCUGUUCAAGAGUGGCUGGACGCAGUUAUGGAUUUUGAUUCGGCCUACAUGAUUCAGUACCCACGGGAUACCACUCUUGCAAAGGUCUGGGAGAACCCCGCGGAGUUCAAUGCCUUCUGGACAAACUUUCUCAGCAAUCAUGCGAUAUCUAAUUGCGACAGAGUCCCGCGACAGUUAGGGCCACCCCCUGAAGUUUGCAUCGACUCGAGCUCGUCAGUAUUAUUGUCCGCAACUCCCGCGCCCUCCACGCUACUUCCGCGGAAGAGGAGAGCAAAAGACGAGCUCGUUCGCACAGAUGCGGAGGGCAUUAUAGUCGUUUCAGCAUCCUCACUGCCUCGCCCAGACUAUACAGGUCCUACCACGCGCUCGAUGGUGAAGCGGAGUCGGAUUAAGGCAUUGGAAUCCGGAGCGGAGUCGGAUUGA